Messenger RNA from Meleagris gallopavo (turkey), 2383 nucleotides. NCBI's taxonomy places the organism in Eukaryota, Metazoa, Chordata, Aves, Galliformes, Phasianidae. The record is from RefSeq and is a predicted model, not a curated record.
CUGUAAAUGGGGGAGAUGCCAAGGGCCGUUCCCAUGUGCCAGACCCAGGGCACCCAGCACUCCCUGCUGCCAUGGGCACGGUUGGACCCUGCCCAGUACUUUUCUGGCACCACCAGGAAAAUGGGACUGGGCUUGGGGUGCCCAUGGGGGAACAGGUCAAGAGGGCAGGAUCCAGCCCUGCCUUUAUUGGGGUGCUGCCGUGUGCCAGGGCAGACUGCUGAGCCCCAUUCCCAGUGCUCAGCACCUUCCUUUCCUUGUAGGGCCGUGAUCCCGCUGUAUGACGCUGACACAGGGCUGCUGGUGCUGGCGGGGAAGGGAGAAAACCUCCUGUACUGCUUGGAGGCGGCAUCGGCUCAGCCUGUCCUCACCCAAGUCACUCAGUGCCUGAUGGAGGGACACACACGGGGCCUGGCCACUGUUCCCCGCCUGGCCCUGGACGUCAUGGCCUGCGAGGUGCUCCGCGUCCUGCAGCUCACCAACACCUUCCUUGUCCCUGUCAGCUACAUUGUGCCUCGCAAGUCCAACCAGGAAUUCCACGAGGAUCUGUUCCCUGACUGUGUUGGGAUGCUGCCGGCCACAGAUGCCCAAUCCUGGUGGACAGGGGACAGUCAGCAGGUGGGGAGGGUGAGCCUGCACCCAGCACGGAGACCCACACAGACCUUCUGCUCCCCGCUCAUCGCCGCCGUGCACAGCACCCAGCUGCCCAAUGACGGCCCCGUGGAUACUGACCGCAGUGAGGGCAGUGGCUACUCUUCGCCCUCCGGCUCGCUGACCUCACCGAGCAGCGUCAGCGCCUCACUCUCCACCAGCACCGCCCCCUCCAGUGGCUUCAUCAGCAGCCCCAGCCAGAAGUCACUGCAGAGUAUUUUGGGGCCCAGCUCCCGCUUCCGGCACACACAGGGCACAGUGCUGCACCGUGACACCCACAUCACCAACCUGCGGGUGAGCCUCACCACACCGGGCGAGAGCGACGGCUUCUGUGCCAACCACCAGCGAGUUGCCCUCCCACUGCUCUCUGCUGGUGGCCAGAUCGCUGUCCUUGAGCUCUCCAAACCAGGCCGUCUCCCCGACAUGGCUGUGCCCACCAUCCAGAAUGGUGCAGCAGUGUCCGACCUCUCCUGGGACCCCUUUGACCCACGGCGCCUUGCAGUCGCGGGGGAGGAUGCCAAGAUCCGGCUGUGGCGGGUGCCUGAGGGCGGGCUGCGGGACACACUGCAGGAGCCUGAGGCCGUGCUGAGAGGGCACACGGAGAAGAUCUACUCCAUCCGCUUCCACCCUGUGGCAGCCGACCUCCUUGUCUCCUCUUCCUACGACAUGACAGUGCGGAUCUGGGAGCUGGGUGCGGGGCAGGAGGUGCUGUGCCUGCAGGGACACACAGACCAGAUUUUCAGCCUGGCCUGGAGCCCUGAUGGGAGGAAGCUGGCAACAGCAAGCAAGGAUGGCCGGUUGCGGCUCUAUGAGCCUCGGUGCAGCCUCCAGCCCCAGCAGGAGGGUCGUGGCCCCGAGGGAGGCCGUGGGGCACGCGUGGUCUGGGUGUGCGGAGGUGAUUUCCUCCUCGUGUCCGGCUUUGACAGCCGCAGCGAGAGGAAGAUCCUUCUGUACCGUGCACAGGCCCUGCCUGAUGGGCCCCUCUCUGUUCUCGGCCUCGAUGUGGCCCCAUCCACACUCCUGCCCUUCUACGAUGAGGACACCAGUGUUGUCUUCCUCACCGGCAAGGGUGACACCAGAGUCUUCCUCUACGAGGUGACUCCCGAGCCACCCUAUUUCCUCGAGUGCAACAGCUUCACCUCCAGCGACCCCCACAAGGGCUUCGUCUUCCUGCGCAAGACCGUGUGCAACGUGCGGGAGGUGGAGUUUGCCCGGGCGCUGCGGCUGGGACAGGGCAGCCUCGAGCCGGUGGCUUUCUGUGUGCCUCGUGUCAAGAAAGAGUAUUUCCAAGAGGACAUCUUCCCUCCGACCCGCGUGUGGUGGGAGCCGGCCCUGAGCGCCAGCGCCUGGCUGGGGGGAGCGGAGGGGCAGCAGGGCCGCGCUGAGCUCCGUCCUGCCGACAUGGAGCCAGUCAGCCAGGCCCCGAGGGAGGCACCGGCACGGAAGUUUGUCCCUGCGGCCACGUAUCUGGGGGAGAAGACGGAUGAGCAGAAGAAGGAGGAGCUCCUCAGUGCCAUGGUGGCCCGGCUGGGGAACCGCCACGACCCGCUGCCGCAGGACUCCUUCGAAGGCGUGGAUGAGGCCGAGUGGGACUAGGCCGCAGGCGGACCUCACGGCGCCGCACGGACACCGAGCCUCGCCGGAGAGGAGUCAUCUCAAGGGGACCGGCCCCGCCAUUAAAGCCGCUGCAGCCCGCCCGUGGCUCCUGUGCUUGUGUGAGGACGGAGGAGGACGG